Molecule: messenger RNA, 1206 nt
Organism: Bacidia gigantensis
Lineage: Eukaryota; Fungi; Ascomycota; Lecanoromycetes; Lecanorales; Ramalinaceae
Exons: 2
Coding region: 1-1206 (401 amino acids)
Source: RefSeq, a predicted model, not a curated record
AUGAACCCUUUCCAUGCCAUCUACCAUCCCGAAAGCGUACAAGAAGAUAUGGAAUACGACCAUGACGGCAAUGAGCCCUACGAAGAGCCUGCAAGAAGAUCUAAGCGGCGGAAGAUCAGUCCGGAGGAAACGCCAGUACGGAGGGUCACAAGAAGUGCGCAGAAAAAAGCUGCUGCGUCAGCACCUGCCAGAAAGGACUCGAAAGACACCAUGAAUGUCAAAAAAGAAGCUAUAGAACCGACAGCUGUGCCUUGUACGAAAGAGAUGCCGCCACCAAUCACCACGCCAAAACGCCGCAAAAAGACCAUCAUACCAUCGUCCCAAUCGUCAGUUGGUACGCCUUUAUCUACACGGAGUCAAAAGACUGCGAGAAACACUUCAAGAUCUCCGCUGAAAGAUAUAUCUAACAACAUCAUGAUUAUGCAAUCACCAAUCUCAGCCAAAGCAUGGACGCACAAGAAAGGUGGGGAAAUACCAGACAGUCUGGAAAAUGAGUAUGGAGAUAGCCCGUUGAAGAGGAUCGAAAGGACUAUUUCAAAUCAUGACGUUGAAGAUAUGAAGCAUACGGAUAUUGCGCCCGAUAGUAUACAACUUGUGCAGUGCUCUAACGAAGAUAGAGUUGAAGACUUUAGACCACGCAAACAUCCGGCCUCACCGUCAAAGACCUCAAGUUAUCUCGCGUUCGAUCAAGCAUCAGAAGAUAAGUCUACUCUACUUAUGAUCGCGGAUAGCUUCAGCCAAGGUGAAGAGAAGGACAUCUUCCCGACAGAGGCUGCAUCCUCCCUGCAUACUGCCUCCUCAAAUCCAUCUAGCGAGCACAACGGAAGGUCGCCAAUUCAGGCUAUAAAAUCCCCAUUCGGGUCCGACCAUCUUUCUUGUCCUGAGCCGGAGCCUAAAAUAUUGGUACCCUCGUCGCAGGCAACCACCGUUGCAGGGACGCAACCUUACCUCAAGAAUUCUUUGCAAAACAUACCGUCAUCCCAACCCUCGGUGCCACCACCCAUGUCUUCACCUGCAGCUAAUCGUCCUUAUGCAGAAGACGUUCAGCGCCAGUACGAAUGGAAUGCCGAGGAUCGAGUGACAGACAGCCAGCUCCUCCCCGAAAGUUUGAUGAACGACAGCCUCAUUGGACCACCUGAAGAUUGGAAGACUAUGAUAGAGGAUAGCUUAAGUGAUGCAGACACAGAGAGCGAUAACAUAAUUUAG